Medioppia subpectinata is the source of this 855-nucleotide messenger RNA. The record is from the annotation of a GenBank genome assembly. Lineage: Eukaryota; Metazoa; Arthropoda; Arachnida; Sarcoptiformes; Oppiidae.
AUGCACAUCCGUUUCUUUGCCAAACCCGACGCUUUACAGAACACUGACUUUGCAAUUAUGUACACACAAUUCAGAGAGAUUAACAACAGUGCAGGUGAGAAGUGUUGGCACAACGAGUUUGACUGCCAGGAUAACACUUGUAUUGAUAGAUCCCUUAUAUGUGACGGUUGGGACAAUUGUCUAUACCGUUAUGAUGAGGACAAGAGAACCACGUGUGCACCGGAGUGUAAGUUUAAUAAGACUGGCAUUAAUGGACUUAUUAAGGAGAAGGAAAUUCCGGCAGAAUUACUGAAUUAUGCGAUAGUCCAAGAACUACCACUUGAUUGCAUAUGGAAUAUAACUGUCCAACAUGGUUAUCAGAUCUAUUUAUACUUUACAGACUACAGGCUAAACCAACCGAACAAUUGUGAGUCCAAUUUCAUCGAGGUCUAUCACAACAAUAUGAAUAUAUCAAAGCGUGAAUACCAAUUCUGCGCGACACUAGUCGAGUCCGUGCGCUCAAAGACUAACGUAAUGCACAUCCGGUUCUUUGCCAAACACAACGCCAUACAAACCACUCGUUUUGAGAUCAUAUACACGGCCUACAGGCAGCUCAAAAACAGAGAUCAGUGUCGGCCCAACGAGUUUGACUGCGAAGACGGCACUUGUAUUGAUAGGCAGCUGGAAUGUGACGGUUGGGACAAUUGUGAAUACCGUUAUGAUGAAGAUUUGGAAACAACAUGUGCGCCUGACCAGCGAUCAUCUAUAAUGAUGUUCAUAUCGGAGCAAAUGGUGGCAAUACUAGUGGUGAUCGGUGUCCUAAUGUUGGGUGUGUUUGUGUGGAUCGCAGUAUUCUGUUGGAAGGAUAGGGUCUGA